AAAAUGUGGAUGUAAAUAUAUGAUAUAUCAAUGGUGUAAUUACUUAAGAGGGCAAGAUUAACACAUGUUUCGCAUUCUUCAACAAAUUUUCAUCAUGUUAGUACCGGCGCUGCUCCUGUUAUUUUCCAAUAUCCUCUUAUCAUCUGCACAGAACUGCGACUGUUACCCAAGCUACGUCCAGCCGUGCAUCCCACAAAGACCGUGUAUCCAUGUGAUCAACGCUAGAAUGCCAAAUCAGCAGUCCUGGUCUGUACCAGUACCACGACCGAAACCACGUCCGGUACCAGGUGAUCCAUAUCCCAACCCACGAACAGGUCCUGUGCCAAUUGAUCCAUAUCCCAACCCACGGCCUGGUCCCGUACCAAUUGAUCCAUAUCCCAACCCACGGCCUGGUCCCGUACCAAUUGAUCCAUAUCCCAACCCACGACCAGGUCCUGUGCCAGUUGAUCCAUAUCCCAACCCACGACCAGGUCCUGUGAAAAUUGAUCCAUAUCCCAACCCACGGCCUGGUUCCGAACCGAUUUACCCAUAUCCGAGGCCAUACCCAGGCCCCGGGCCACACCCAGGUCCCGAGCCAAACCCACGACCUCUUCCACCAAUAGACAUUCCCACGCCUCUUCCACCUAUCCCAGACCAGUCUGUUAUAAAUCCACCGUUUCACCAUGGACCCUUCCCGGAUGAUCCUGUGUCUCGUCCAGAACCUGAUGAAACCCCCCAACCAUUACCAGAACUUAGUUCACAAAAACCAAGUGACUCGCAACCAACCAACUAUCGGAGAGGAAGCAUGGGCUUGUCCCAACUGCUGUCGCUACCGAGUACCAUGGCUGAAUCGCUCUUGAGCGGAGAAAUCAGAGUUUAAUUACAAUAAAGUUAUGA
Molecule: messenger RNA, 876 nt
Organism: Aricia agestis (brown argus)
Lineage: Eukaryota; Metazoa; Arthropoda; Insecta; Lepidoptera; Lycaenidae
Product: keratinocyte proline-rich protein-like
Exons: 3
Coding region: 65-859 (264 amino acids)
Source: RefSeq, a predicted model, not a curated record